Molecule: messenger RNA, 791 nt
Organism: Saprolegnia diclina VS20
Lineage: Eukaryota; Oomycota; Saprolegniomycetes; Saprolegniales; Saprolegniaceae
Exons: 1
Coding region: 129-788 (219 amino acids)
Source: RefSeq, a predicted model, not a curated record
UGGCGUUCUACGGCAACGCCAACCUCCAAACGCUCAGCACAUUUUUGGUCCAAAACCCAGUUGGCAACUUCCCGUCGCGCUUUUACUCGCUGCUCGGGCCCGUCCAAGUCGCGUCGAUCGUCGGCAUCAUGACGGGCACGCUCAUUCAGAUCUGGUUCAACCCGCUCGUCGUCACCCAGACGUGGCUGGUCAUGCUCUUUAGCAUCAUCAACUGGAUUGUGGUGUUUGUGCUCGAGGGAUUCGUAUUCCCGUACCAGAAUGCGAACGUUCCAGCGCGCUGUGGUCUCGCCACAUCCACGAGCUGCUUUGUCUACAGCGAGGUGUCCCGCACCUACUUUCUCUCAGCCGUCAUUUCCGGCGCGAUCAUCAUUGUGGCCGUCAUUAUCAUUUAUGUCCACGCCAAGAAGGUGCCGAGCGCAGUGACGAUUCCGUCUUCGCACUCGGCGCUCGUGUACCUUAACGUGCCCGACUUUAGCUCGAUUGCGACGACGAUGCGAAGCUGCGCGAUUGUCAACGGCGACGGGUCCGUCGGGAUCGACGAAGGCAUCUUGCUCAUCAAGAACAUGCUGCACGUCUCGGACACGGUCAUGACGCGCAGCUCCAACGUGCAGUACGAGCUCAUCUUUCGGUUCACACCGCCGUGCUUUCGCCGCUUGUUUAGCGAGGCCGUCGGUUCGAUCCUCAUUUACGAAGUCCGUGACGGCAAGAUCACGCGCCACUUUCAGCACUUGUACCUGCAUGAAAUGGACAUUGGCCGCAUGGACGGCAUGACCGGGUACCUCACGUAGCUC